This is a messenger RNA of Sturnus vulgaris (Common starling), 960 nucleotides long. RefSeq names its product RAD9-HUS1-RAD1 interacting nuclear orphan 1 (gene RHNO1). Lineage: Eukaryota; Metazoa; Chordata; Aves; Passeriformes; Sturnidae. Gene Ontology annotation, biological process: recombinational repair; DNA damage checkpoint signaling; cellular response to ionizing radiation. Gene Ontology annotation, cellular component: chromosome; nucleus. The record is from RefSeq and is a predicted model, not a curated record.
AGAUUUGAGAGCACUCUAGCAUCUCCUUGGGGUGCUUUCCUCUUUCUUCAAUUAGCUCCAACAAGCAUCAUGAGGUUUCUAAGGAGUUCUACCACACCUUUUGAUGCCUCCGAAGAAGAAGUGUACCCACAAGGCCAAGAAGGCAGAGCUGGUUUUCCUUGAGAGGCCACGGGCAGGACCCAUCCAUUGUUAUGAAACUCCACUGUAUUCGGCUGAGAAUCCCAGACGUGUGCCUACAAAACCUGUGGACAAGAACACCUCUGCUGCCUGGGUGUGCCCACAAUUUGACACAACUAAGUCAGUGGUGUUGAAGGCAUGCCAGAAGAAGCAUCGUGGUCCUCACAAGCCCCAUAAUCAGGAUGCCAACCACAGUUCAUUUCACGCAGGAGGAGCUUGUCGAGGAGCAGUAGCCUGCAGAUUUCCUCCUUUAACUUUUGAGAAUCCAGAAGGACAUGCAGUCCCUCCACUGGAUGAUCCAAAUCUCUUGAGAAAAAAUGCACAAUGCUCUCACAACCAGCCUAAGAAAGGGACAACAGAAAACGCCAACAUCCAAGGGAAGAGUCCAGAGAAUUGUGGAGAGCCCGCUCCCCGGGUUGCGGAGCAAGAAGUUCUUCCUCCACCAUAUGCAGAGGCUGCACAUGUUCCUUCCCCAAGGAAUGAGAGAUGCAGCAACGGUCUAUCACAAAGUACUUAUGCUUGGCAUCCAGAGAAUGAGCUGGCAUUUGGUAUUGAUCCCUGUGGGAGAGGGGAGGCGGCAGCAGCAGUACUGGUUACAGAUACUCCUGAGCACGAGUAUGGAAUAAAGGUCACCUGGAGACGGCGGCCUCACAUAAUGAAAUAUCUGCGGGAGCAAGGGAACCUGAGCGCUGCGGACAUCCUGGUGAAGGCAAACAUGGAGCUCUCGAGGGGACAGGCCCACUCCUGACCUGGCGGGAGAAGCCGCUGUGCUGCGUGCAAGAA